AUGGCGCCGCACUGGGCUAGAUUCGUCCAUCCAGAAGCACCAGAUGUGCAUGGCAAGUACCAGCCGACAAACGACAAGAUCUUCAAAUCUCCGUUCGGCCCAUUUCCCCCUACGCCGAAGGACCUGAAUGUGCACGAACUGUGCUUCCCCCCGAGUCAGCCUUUGCCCCCAGAUUAUGACCUUUUCAUCGACGCUGUGACCGAUCAAAGAGUCACACUCCACCAAUUCUACGAAAGAGUUUGCGCGUUAGCACGGACACUUCGUUAUGAUGGUCCCAAUCCUUUGGGAUUGACGAGGUCGCCGGUGGAUGACAGAGAUAACGGGGAGAUUUUAGGCCUCUUUUCCCGCAAUCACAUCCACUACUCCAUGCUGGCUCAUGCAUGUUUUCGUGCCGAGCUGGUGUUUGGCGGCAUAAGCCCUGCAUCCACGGCGUACGAACUGUGGCAUGUCCUGAGGAAGAUGCAGAUCACGUCUAUUGUGUGCCAUGAGACGCUUCUGCCUGUGCUGCGUGAAGCUAUCAAGCUCGGGUCCGGUCCAGAGAACGAGAAGCUUCGACUCGUGCUUGACGAGAGGAAAAUCGUCGUGCUGGCAGAUGAUGCUUCCUUGGAUUCCUUGGAGGGCUACCUAACCGUGGAAUCCCUCGUAAGACAAGGCUCGCAGAUGCAAGAGCGCAAAAGAAACCUCGUUGGCGGUGACAAGCUGUGUUAUCUGUUCCAGUCGUCAGGCACGUCUGGUCUCCCCAAGGCGAUGAUGAUCUCCCACAAAAAUGCAGUCCACAGCGGUUUGCAAGGGAUCACUGCGGCGACGCUGACUGCACUUUUCAACAAAGUUGAACCCCUCACCCACCAAACACUCCUUGGAAUUGUGCCAGCAUAUCAUUCCUAUGGCAUGAUCAUGUGGAUUUUGCGGGUUAAUCUUGCUCCAGCCACCAAUGUCAUGAUGUCGAAAUGGAAUGUCGAACUCGCACUUAGAUCCAUUCAGAAGUAUAGAAUCACGGUCCUACCUCUAGUUCCUCCGAUUGUGAGGCAGCUUGCUCAGUCUCCGCUGACGGAAAAGUACGACCUGUCAUCGGUUGUCGCCUGCUCCAGUGGCGCGGCAUAUCUUCCACCAGACGUGGCUUAUCAGCUUGCCCAGAAACUGCCCGUGAAAACGCCCAUUCCCUCUGGAUAUGGCCUGUCCGAAGCCGCAUCCAUUGCAUCACCUCCGGUGGCGGGAAUUUUCGGCUUAAAGGCAUCAGAGCCCGGAACAAUCGGGUUCCUUCUGCCAGGAAUGGAAGGCCGAGUUGUUGACCCGGACACUCUGGAAGAUGUGCCAAAGGGCAGCAAGGGCGAGCUGUGGGCAAGGGGGAACGUGGUAAGCAUGGGAUACUUUCGAGAUCCGAAAGCCACUGCCGAGCUUUUCGCGGAGCCGGGCUGGUUGAGGACAGGGGACCUUGUAAUGCGUGACGCUGAAGAUCGAAUUCAUUAUCUCGAUCGCCUGAAGGAGAUGAUCAAGGUGAAAGGUCUGCAGGUGGCAGCAACCGAAGUGGAAGAUACCUUGCUCGAUCACCCAGAGAAGCUUGUGACAGACGCAUGCGUUGCCGGAGUAAAUAACGGUCGAGGGGACGGAAGCUUGUUCCCGAGAGCAUGGGUGGUUCUAAGCCCGGAAGGCAAGAAACAAGGUGCGACAGCGGCGAUCGCGAAGUUGAAUGAGCAUGUUGGACAGCGCCUGAGCAAACAUAAGCACCUAGCCGGAGGGAUCGAGAUAGUUGACUCGAUUCCACGAACACCGUCCGGGAAAAUGCUGCGGAGAGAGAUGAGAGAUGCAUAUCAUCGCCGUAUCAAUGUGGAACGCCCGAGCAGUAAAUUAUGA
Cladophialophora psammophila CBS 110553 is the source of this 1851-nucleotide messenger RNA. RefSeq lists its product as uncharacterized. Lineage: Eukaryota; Fungi; Ascomycota; Eurotiomycetes; Chaetothyriales; Herpotrichiellaceae. Gene Ontology annotation, molecular function: CoA-ligase activity. The transcript has 2 exons. Gene Ontology annotation, biological process: secondary metabolic process. The record is from RefSeq and is a predicted model, not a curated record. Bases 1 to 1851 code for a protein of 616 amino acids.